Molecule: messenger RNA, 1089 nt
Organism: Cooperia oncophora
Lineage: Eukaryota; Metazoa; Nematoda; Chromadorea; Rhabditida; Trichostrongylidae
Source: the annotation of a GenBank genome assembly
AUGGGCAUAAACCGAUAUGUUAGCCGACGAUAUAUUACUGUACUCAAAUAUCUUUUAUUUGCUGGAUUUGUGUAUAUUCUUUAUGGAACUUUUUUCGCUUCUACCGCUCCUCAAUCGAAGGACAUUUUCAUAGGUCGUGCAGCUAGAAUAGAAGCUCCGGCUCCUCCCGUUAGAGUGUUUCCGAAGCAGUCGGAUGGUGUGGAUCCAUUUUUGACGUAUAAAAACGAGCCGAAGAAGAACUGGGAAAAUCUUGAAGAAUACGCCGCUGACCAAGCUCGUGUUGGGCCAGGUGAGCAGGGAAAGCCAGUCACGCUUCCGCAGGACGAAAAUGUCGAACGGGAAGCUGUGGCUUUGUAUAAAGCGAAUGGUUACAAUGCCUAUGUCUCGGAUUUGAUUUCAUUGAAUCGAUCUAUGAAAGACAUCCGCCAUCCGCAGUGCAAACGAAUGGAGUAUCACUCAAAGCUUCCCAUGGUUUCUGUGAUCUUUCCCAUGCAUGAAGAGCACAAUUCGACCCUCUUGCGUUCUGUCUACUCAAUCAUGAACAGGUCGCCGAAAGAACUGUUAAAGGAAAUUAUACUGGUGGACGAUUUCAGCGAGAAGCCGUUUCUGAAGAAGCCUUUGGAAGAUUUUUUGAAGCAUGAGAAGAUUGACCAUAUUGUCAAAGUACUGCGGACAAAAAAACGAGAAGGCCUUAUUCGUGCGCGUCAACUGGGUGCAGAAAAAGCGACAGGUGACAUUCUUGUUUUUCUGGACUCUCACUCGGAAGCAAAUUACAACUGGUUACCUCCACUGAUCGAUCCUAUUGUUGAGGACUACAGGUUUGUUGUUCUUAGCUGUUGCUGUUCGUUUGAUUGGGCAUUCAACUACAAGCGAUUACCGUUGACCAAGAAAGAUCGUGAGAAUCCGACGAAACCAUUUCCGAGUCCUGUGAUGGCUGGUGGUUAUUUUGCCAUUUCGACAAAAUGGUUCUGGGAACUUGGUGGUUAUGACGAUGGCUUGGAUAUUUGGGGUGGCGAGCAGUAUGAACUGAGUUUCAAGGUGAGAUCCUAUGCAAAUGGCUGUCCUAGUGAUGUGACCCUUAUGAUCUAG